GCAACCCAGGGACAACUGUGGACCCGGAGGUGCGCCUGUAUCCGCAGGUGCGGUUUACUGGUUGUGAGCAAAGGCUGUUCGUCGGAACCUCCCUGCAGGAUGGGUAAAAAGAUAAAAAAGGAAGUAGAACCUCCUCCUAAGGAUGUGUUUGAUCCAUUAACAAUCGAAAGCAAAAAAGCAGCAACCGUGGUGUUAAUGCUUAAUUCUCCUGAAGAAGAAAUUUUGGCUAAAGCAUGUGAAGCCAUUUAUAAAUUUGCUUUAAAAGGAGAGGAAAAUAAAGCAACCCUCCUUGAACUCGGAGCUGUGGAACCUUUAACCAAGCUUCUCACUCAUGAAGACAAAAUUGUAAGAAGAAAUGCUACUAUGAUAUUUGGAAUCCUGGCUUCUAACAAUGAUGUUAAAAAAUUGUUAAGGGAGUUAGAUGUCAUGAGUUCUGUUAUUGCUCAGCUCUCUCCAGAAGAAGAAGUAGUUAUCCAUGAGUUUGCUAGUCUUUGUCUGGCAAACAUGUCUGUCGAGUAUACAGGUAAAGUACAAAUUUUUGAACAUGGUGGGUUGGAGCCACUCAUCAGACUACUGAGCAGCCCAGACCCUGAUGUGAAGAAGAAUUCUAUUGAAUGCAUUUACAAUUUGGUUCAGGAUUUUCAGUGUCGAACUACACUUCAAGAACUAAAUGCAAUCCCUCCUAUGUUGGAGCUCUUGAAGUCAGAGUAUCCAAUUAUUCAGUUGUUGGCUCUUAAAACCUUAAAUAUCAUUACAAAUGAUAAGGAAUCCCGUACAAUGCUAAGAGAAAAUCAAGGAUUGGACCAACUUAUUAAGAUCAUAGAUACUAAGGAAUUGAAUGACCUUCACAUAGAAGCACUUGCAGUGAUAGCCAAUUGCCUCGAAGAUAUGGAAACUAUGACGCUAAUUCAGCAAACAGGGGGUCUUAAAAAACUUCUAGCAUUUGCAGAAAACUCCACAAUUCCUGAUAUUCAGAAGAAUGCAGCCAAAGCAAUUACUAAAGCAGCUUAUGAUGCUGAAAAUAGGAAACUUUUUCAUGAACUUGAGGUUGAAAAGUGCCUGGUAACCCUUUUGGGUUCUGAAAGUGAUGGAACUAAAAUUGCUGCUUCCCAAGCUAUUUCAGCAAUGUCUGAGAAUUCAAGCAGCAAAGAUUUUUUCAAUACUCAGGGGAUUCCACAGUUAGUUCAGCUGCUCAGAAGUGACAAUGAAGAGGUGAGGGAGGCCUCGGCCCUGGCCCUGGCAAACCUGACCACUUGCAAUCCUGUCAAUGCCAAUGCUGCUGCUGAAGCCGACGGUAUCGAUCCACUGAUAAACAUCCUGUCUAGCAAACGAGACGGAGCCAUUGCCAACGCCGCCACCGUGUUAACCAACAUGGCCAUGCAGGAGCCCCUGCGCGCCAGCAUCCAGGGCCGCGACAUCAUGCACGCCCUCCUGGGCCCGCUGCGCUCUGACAACCCGGUGGUGCAGAGCAAAGCCGCGCUCACGGUGGCUGCCACCGCGUGCGACGUGGAGGCUCGGACAGAGGUGAGACAUUCAUUCUGGUUUUCCUGCUCAAUGGAUCGGGAGGCAUUCAGCUUUGCAUCUCAAUUCCUUCAGAACCUUAAGCAUGUAAGUGAGAGAGCUCAAGGUUGGAUUUCUCCUAGAAAGCAAAUAAUGUCUUUUGCUUUUAUUGACAGGGCUAUAGAUAUCCUUGAAGAAAUUAAUCUAUCAGUGAGACGAAAAAAUAAAUUCAGUGAAGCAGCUUAUAAUAAAUUGCUCAACAAUAAUCUCUCUCUGAAAUAUAGCCAGACUGGCUGUUUGUUGUCAAAUAACAUAAUUAGUGAUGGAUUCUAUGAUUAUGGUCGGAUAAAACCUGGCACCAAACUUUUGCCAUUGAAGGAGCUCUGCUUUCAAGAACCAAGUGAUCAACGAGCUGUACUCUUGAUCAACAGUAAAGCUUCUGAUAAUUCUCCACCUCCAUCUAUGGAUGAUAAAUCAUCAGAUGUUGGCUAUGGAAGAAGUAUUUCUUCUUCAUCUUCUUUAAGAAGAGGAAGUAGAGAGAAGACCAAUUUUCGUAUUAGCACUGGAUUUGGAUCUCCCACAGAAGAGAGAACAGAGCCUGCUUCUGGAAGAAACACUGUUGCUAGCAAAAGUGCUGGGAAAGAAAAAGGACCCAGGAAAGGCAGAGGGAAAAAAGAAGAGGAAAAACUGAAAGAGGAGGAAGAAGUUCUGGCAGCACCAAAACUGACUGGAGAAAGUUCUGAUAAAGAGUGGUUCUCUCCUCCUGAUCCUGAGUUCUGUAUUUAUGUGUAUGAAGUGACCAAAUCAAUACUGCCCAUAACCAAUGUUAAGGAACAGAUUGAGGUUCUGGCCAAGUAUGUGGCAGAAAAAAUGGGUGGUAAGAUUGCAAAAGACAAACUGCCUGAUUUCAGCUGGGAACUUCAUAUAAGUGAACUAAAAGUUCAACUUAAAUCCAACGUUAUACCAAUUGGAUAUAUCAAAAAAGGAAUCUUCUACCACCGAGCUUUGCUUUUCAAGGCUCUAGCUGAUAAAAUCGGUCUCGGCUGCAGUCUGGUGCGAGGGGAGUACGGCCGCGCGUGGAACGAAGUGAAGCUGGUCAACGAGUCUCGGAAGGGCUUGACCGGGGGCCUGCCGCUGCCCGAAAUCUACAUCGUGGACCUCAUGUUCCACCCGGGGGCGCUGCUGAAGCUGCAGAGCAGGGAGGCCGACUUCUACCGAUUUCUCUGAGCCAUCGAGGGAAAUGCAAGAGAGGUUUAGCUGAGAAAGUCACUACACACACUUUCUGAGAAGUUUGUCCACUGAUCUUAUUUAAAUAAAAUUAUUAGCAAUGUUCUGUGUAGAAAUGAGGAACUCUCUUGAACUGUAUGGUGCUGCUGGCUUGUGGCCAGAGUUGUUAGGUCCUGUCCUGCUCACGAUCAGUCUCUCACAUAAAGGUCUCUGUGGUCCCAACCAUUCAGGACCACUGUGCCUCUCUGUCCCAGAGGAAUCACCAGUAGGAGCUCUCAGCUGCUGCUCCCAGGAGGUCCCUGUGGCCCUCGACUGUCCUUCAUGCCCAAAGUGCUUCAGGAGCAAGUGCUGACGCUACUUCUGAGGAUUUUUUCAUGUCCUCAAUCUCCCUUUCUCACUUUCAUUGAGAUUUGGGUAUAUUGACUGGCUUAUAGGUAGACCUUAGUAUUACAAAUUCCUUUUUUAACUCCUUUUGUUCGUGUUUUUUAAAACUUACCAUUAACCACACUAUUUAGAUCCACUUCACUGAAUUGAAAUUAAUUUUUAGGGACUGGGGAUGUAGCUCAGUGGUAGAGCACUUGCCUAACAGGUGUGAGGUCCUGGGUUCAAUCCCCAGCACCACAAACCAACCAAAAGUUUCAAAAAAGUAUUUCCUAAAAAUGUCUUUGUCUUGUGUAUACUAACUUGGAAAUAGACCUUCAAUGGAGGUAGGGGAAAGGAUGAUAUGAAAAUAGGAGGACAACUAGAGGAAGGGACUGUAGCUUAACAAGGAGGAUGGAUAGGACCAAACUACUAUAUAAAUUGUCACAAUGAAACCCAUUAUUUUGUACAAUUAACAUGUGCUGAUUAAAAGGAAAGAAAAAUGUAGACUUUCAGUUAAAAACAAUCCCGAUUUAUUCUUACACAUUAUUAGUCUGAAUCAUGAAAACACAGCUUUAAAUUAAUACAACAACAACAACAACAAAAUCCUUGCUGAGCAAUUGUUUUUUUCAGAAUUGAGCACAAGACAGGAAUAAGCAUAUUUCAAUCAAGAAAACAAAAAUUAGCAGUAUGAUGACUCUCAUGAUGUGUGAAUUUCCUAGCCAGCCUUCAAGUAUAAAGUUUAUCCAUGUAA
This is a messenger RNA of Ictidomys tridecemlineatus (thirteen-lined ground squirrel), 3841 nucleotides long. Lineage: Eukaryota; Metazoa; Chordata; Mammalia; Rodentia; Sciuridae. The record is from RefSeq and is a predicted model, not a curated record.